AUGCAAUCAACGACUAGUAAUACAGGAGGAGGAAGUAAUAAUAAUAAUAAUUAUCUCCAUGAAGAUCCUUCAACUCCUUCAAGUGAUCCAGAGGCAAAUCCAAAAUAUAUCCAACAAUAUUUACGAUCAGUUAUUAUUCAUUCUUUAGAUACUUUGAAUUAUAAAAAUGCUGAAUUUGCAAGUGAAAGAUUAAUAGCAAUAAUUGAAGCAGAUCAACAACAACAACAACAACAACUGCCUGAUUUACAACAAGAAAGUGAAGAAAUGUUGGAUUCGAUAUAUUUAUAUUGUCUUGUUUUAUUUAAACAGGAUAGAUUUAAAACAUGUUAUUAUAAAUUGAAUAAUUUGAAAAAAUUUGACUAUCAUUUAGGUUGUUCAUUUCUAUAUGGGAAAUGUUGUUUAAAAUUGGGAAAGUUUAAAGAGGGGUUAUUUCAUUUAAUUAAAACCAAAAAAAUUCAUGAAAUUAAUGGUUCAAAACAACAUCAUCACCAUCACCAUCAUAGUAAUCAUCAUCAUCAACAACAGGGCAAUAAUCGCUAUCUGAGAUUUAAUUAUGAAUUUAAUAGGAGUAUAAAUCCUGAUAUUUCUAUUAUUUAUCAUUUAUUGGGAGAUUUAUAUCGUGAGAUUCAUGAUGUGAAAAAUAGUUGUGUUAAUUAUACUCAAGCAUUAAGAAUUAAUCAAUUUGAUUUCGAAGCUUUUCAAGAAUUAUGUAAAUUGGGUGUCAAUAUUCGAGUUAAAUCAAUUUUCAAAUUUCAAAAUCAACCUAAUAAUAAUAAUAGUAAUAGUAAUACAAGUGUUAAUUUAGGUAAUGGAAUUUCAUUAACUACGACAUCUAAUACAAAUAAUGAUGGUUCAAUGAUUCCCGAUUUAACUAAUCCAUUUAAUGAUAAGAAUUUAAAUUCUAAAAUGAUGACUCCUUCAAUACAUGUUGAUGAAUUUAAUUUUUCAACUCCAAGAAUUAAAAAUCCAAGUAUACCAGAUGCACCAUUAAGAAAAUCAAAUUUGAAUAAUACUGGAAUGACUAGCUCCGGCGGGGGUGUUGGGGGAUCAAAUUCAUUGAAUAAUAAUAAUUUAGAUUUUGAAUUUGCUAAACCUUCAUAUCCUGAUGAUAGAAGGAAAAGCACAAGUGGAGGAAACACUUAUUCAAGGAUAACAUCGAGGUUAAUUUCACAACCGCAACCUAAUCAUCAACAUCAAGGACACCAUAAUCAACAACAACCGCCAUCAUCUUCCUCAUCUUCAGCACAAGUACGACAACAAUCUACAACACAAAGUGCUGUUGAGACGCCUAAGAAGAGAAACUUGAAGAGAAAUAAUUCAGCCACUUUGGAAGCAGUACAUCAACCAACUACAUCUUCGUCUAGCUCAACGGUAGCAUCUAACCCAUCUUCAUCUAAUUCAUCAAUUAUAAUAACUAAAGAAAUUGAAAAAAGUGAGAAAUAUUUAUUACAAUUGUAUCAAAUUUUGGGGAAAAGUUUUCGAAGUAUGAGCAAAUAUGAUUGUUAUAAAGCAAUUAGGAUAUUAGAAACAUCACUUAGUAAUCAAGAGAAACAAACACCUUGGGUAUUGAGUAAAUUAGGUCGAUUACAUUAUGAAAUUGUCAAUUAUCCUCAAUCCGAAUAUUAUUUUAAUAAAUUGAGAAAAUUAGAUAGAACAAGAUUGGAAGAUAUGGAAUAUUUCCUGACAUUAUUAUGGCACUUGAAUAAAAAAGUUGAGUUGACAUAUUUAGCCAAUGAAUUGCAUGAUUUGAAUCCAAAUUCAGCUAUCACUUGGUGUACUAUUGGAAAUUUAUUUUCAUUAACUCAUGAACCAGAUGAAGCCAUUAAAUGUUUUAAUCGUGCCAUUAAAUUAGAUAAAAGUUUCACAUAUGCUUAUACUUUGAAAGGGCAUGAAUAUUUCAGUAACGAUAAUUAUGAGAUGGCAUUGGAGAAUUUCCGAAUUAGUUUAGUUUUGGAUCCACGUCAUUAUAAUGCGUUAUAUGGUAUUGGUAUGGUUUAUAUAAAUCUUGGAGAUUAUGAAAAAGCCGAUUAUCAUUUCCGUAAAGCAAUUUCAAUUAAUCCAAUUAAUAUUAUAUUAAUUUGCUGUUGUGGUAUGGUUUUAGAAAAAUUGAAUAAGAAAAAUUUAGCAAUUAAGCAAUAUGAAUUGGCAAAUAAAUUGCAACCAUUAAACCCAUUGCCUAUAUUUAAAUUGGGACAAUUAUAUUUUAGUCUACAACAAUAUAAUCAAGCAUUGAAAAAUUUUGAAAUUUUGAAAAAUCUAGCACCAGAUGAAGCAAGUGUUCAUUUCUUAUUGGGACAAUUGUAUAAUUUACAAAAUGAUAAGUUUCUGGCCAUUAAAGAAUUUACAAUUGCUUUGAAUUUAGAUCCAAAAGGUAAUUAUCUAAUCAGAGAAGCAAUGGAAUCAUUGAAAAGUUAA
Candida tropicalis MYA-3404 is the source of this 2415-nucleotide messenger RNA. RefSeq names its product anaphase promoting complex subunit (gene CDC27). The record is from RefSeq and is a predicted model, not a curated record. The transcript has a single exon. Gene Ontology annotation, molecular function: protein binding. Lineage: Eukaryota; Fungi; Ascomycota; Pichiomycetes; Serinales; Debaryomycetaceae. Bases 1 to 2415 code for a protein of 804 amino acids. Gene Ontology annotation, biological process: cell division.